AUGAUCAUAUCCUCGAUGUAUUGUAUGUAAGACAGAGGAAGUAUUUUUAGCUAUCCCAGACGUCUCUUGUAAGGUUAGGAAAUUAAUCCACUGACCAGCUUGGUUGCUCUUCGUUGUACGUUCUCCAAUAGGGUGUAAUCCUGUUUUGUCCAUGGACACCAUUCUUGAACGCAAUAUUCCAACAUUGGUCGAACAAGUGUUCCAAAUACCCGGCGGAAAAGUCCUUCGCCAGAAUUGAGGGUGGAUCUUCUAAUCAUACCUAGGAUACCUAUAACUUUCUUUGAUACCUUGGCGACGUGAGACGAUGGUUUGAGAGUUGACGUCAUCCACACUCCGAUUUUUCUUAACUCGUUGACGGACUCGACUUGGUGACCUCCUAUAACGUAGUCGGAUUCAAAUCUCAGCGGCCUCCUGUUGCUCGAUCGUAAUCGAAUAAGUUGGUAUUUGUUACGAUUGAGGCUAAGACACCACUCAUCGCACCAUUGUUACAAGCGAUUCAGAUUGUCUUGUAACUGUUCAGAGUCUUCCGGUUUCUCUAUUGAUUUCCACAAUUUGAGAUCAUUGGCAAACAUUAGGCGCUCGCAGUUCCGACAGUCCAGGCAGUCGUUCACAUAUAUUAAGAACAUAAUUGAAUCUAGAACGUCCCCCUGCGGAACGCUACUGUAGACAUAUGCCCAUCCCGGUUUAACUUUAUCUGUUCACACACGCAGAGAUCUGCCCGUAAUAAAAUUGACUCACCACUUCAGCAGAUUCCCAGUCACUCCCAUUUGACGUAGUUUACAUUUAAGUCGUCUGUGUGGAGCACUGUAAAAAGCCUUUCUGAAGUCGAUGUACACGGCGUAGACUGAUAAACCCCUCUCGAUUGAUUUCGUUUAGCUUUCUAUGGAUACUAGUAGGUUAGUGGGACGGGAUCUAUCCGUUCGAAAUCCAUGCUGAUGCAGACUGAGCAAGUGGUAUUCUUCAAAAUGUCACAACAGCUCCGUUUUUAUUAACUUUUCCAUCACUUUGCAACGGAUGCUUGCGAGACUCACUGGUCUAAAACUAUUUAAGGCUGUUCUCUCGCAACGUUUGUAUUAUGAUUAGGAUUAAUUGUUGGGAUUUAUGUUAUGCUUAGGCAUAACAUAAGGGCUACGACCAGUGUUUCGACCAUAGUUUGGGUCAUACUGUUUGGAUUCAUGGUUUGGGUUAAAAUCAGGUUUGUGGGUUGUGGUUUAGGCUUUGGUUUAUGGUUCUAGUUAGGGCUAAGGUUAAGGCUAGUGUUAGGGCUAGAGUUUGAGUUUAGAGUAAAGAGUUAGAGUUAGUGGCUAUGGUAGUGGGGAAGGGGAAAUGCCAUAAUAGGAUUCUGAACUCCCAACCAGUCCUGAUGGGUUGCUUGGGUCAGUCAGUCGAAAGCAGAAGUGUGUGUCUAAGCAACGACUCCGCAAAUCGUCCUCGUCCUCAUGCACAGACACAAUAAGGAGGACCGUGACCGCCAACGGUGUCUGCCUGUUCAGGGCUUGUCUGAAUCGGAUGCAGUCAGAUCCGCAGACCGUACUUCGGAGGGUCUUGCCUCCUUUCAUGGUGUACUAAACCAAUUACUCCAGGCCAAUGUGCAAAUAAAGGUCUUGAAAGCAUUCUGGAUUGGAAAAGGAGUGAGGACAGGACAGCAGCACUACCAUCUCGUCCUCUCAAAGUUAUGGUGGAGAACACCGAGCAAAUCAAGUUGAUCCUCUCCAAAAAGUCAACCGAAGAAAUCCACAUAAAUAGGUUAGUUUAAACUGAACUUUUUUCCAGCGAGACAAUGGAAAUCCCGGGAACGUGUCAAGAGCGGACGCACGCGACUAGACCGUAGGAAAUCGUCCUUCAGCCAACAGAUUUGCCGACCAUGGAGCUGGCUGCCAAUUGAUAUGGCGUCGGCUGACACCCUUCGUAUAUCAAGAACACUUGUUCACGUAAUCUUCGACAAAAACCGACUUUUACAACAUCACUACUUAGUGUCAGCUUUGUAAAACACUUUGUCAUACACAAUCUUACCGGUUUGACCCACAGUGAACAGACGCGUUUCCUUAUUAUAAAUGUUGCAUUGUGACCCGAACACAUUCUAAGUGUUUGGAACUUUAUUUCGGGUGUAAAUAUAUUAAACCGUUGUACGUAAAUAUGAUCAUUCUGGGCUCUAACUCUAACACUUCAUAUACGAAUAUAAAUUACGGCCUUUGCAUACGAAUGUGCGAGGUCUUCUUUGGAAAAUCUGUGAAUUCAAGGUGUUAGUUUCAGAAAGAAUCCUUAACGUUACUGCCAUAGCGUAAGCAUGACUCAAAGUCAGAUUCGCAGAUUCUCUUAAUUCGACGAAAUACGUCCGUUUUUAACAGAAACCAUCAUUAUAGACUGUUUGGUGGGAUAAUCGCAUAUACGAAAUCAGGAAUUUCGGCAGUUGUAAGAGCACACAUCCAACACAUCUACAACAGACCAUAAUAAUCUGGCAAUUUACGGAGCGCCUAGCUCAUUUAAGUACAAGCUGAUGGUCACAUCCUCGACCUUCCUGUGGCACGCAACGGAAAGACACCAGCGAAUUUGGAGGGAACCAGGGGAGUCAAUUGCCUAAAAAUAGUUUGGACGACAGACUUGACUAACAUUGACGCCUGUUGGGAACUGUGAUCAUACUGUGCUGCUAUGGGCUUACUCGCCCUAUUCUCAACGCAACCGGAGAAUAUGCCGACUUGAUGAGUUAGUGUGUGUUAACUGGAGCUGAUUUGUCUAAAGGUAUUAAAACAAAGAUUAGGGAUUGCUUAAAAUAACCACACUGGUGUCGAUUCCCAGCUGUCGUCCAGUGAAUAUAUUGAAAAAAUAGUGGUAAUGCCCCGUUUUACUGUCAGUUCCUAUUGCUUGUUCUCAGCUGACGAUCAUAAGUUGCGGUCUUGGCUUUUAUUGAUCAUAUAUAGUUCCUGAAAAAUUUGGGCAUGCUCAUCGGGAAGCUCUAGUACACGGCGUUCUGCAGCUGCAAUCCUCUUUGUUUGAAUUUUGCCUACUCGAUCAUGGACCUCUUCGAUUCGUCGGAGUGUGGAUAAAUAGCUAACGGAAAGGUCAUGUAGCCGUUUUUUAGCAUUCAAGUCCCUUUGGAAAGAAAUUUCGAGUGGUCGGCUCGUUUUGCGGAACUCUCUCGGUCGUUAAGUCGUCUCGAAUGGUAAAUGGGUUGAUACGUUAUUUCUUCGAGAUGGUGUGUGGUUUGUCGAUUAUAUAUGCACAGUUGUUGAAGAUAAUUGAAAAUAACACUUUGCCGUGUUUGACGUAGGCUGAGAACUCCAUCCAGUUAAUUCCGGACAGUUCAAACCACCUCCGUCCAACCUAUUUCACUCACUUGAUUUAGUCUUUAACAUUCUACGUUAAAACGCCUUUCAAUUAUCAUCAAGGUCCCUUUAUGAGUGAUUACGAAACUGUUACGUUAUUUUAAUAUAUGCGGUGUGCACGUACGCUUGCGGUUGUUUUACUGCGCCAAGUACCAAUUCACAGUGCCCGCGUAUUUGUCAUCGACCAAUAACCGGUGUCCCCUCCCCCAUUGUUUGUGUGAGGUUAUUUUGAGCGUCGCUGGCCGAAGUAAGCGCUGUUAGUCGUUAUAAAAUAUUUAUCCUUUGACAUGUUGCUUUUUCCAUCCUUGCUAAGUUUGGUUUUCGCCAUUGGAAUUAGUUGGUCAUCACACCUACUCCUACUCGCACAACAUCGUCCGGUAGAUCUUGAUCGCUGAUAGCAUUCUAAUCGCGCACGGCUAACCCGGUCGCCCGAUUGCGGGCUAGUGUUGCAAUCGCCUGGUUUUUUCAGUUAUCCCAGCGGACACUUUUUACAUGGGGACAGUAAGCUGACGCGCCUUUUCGGGCGAGUUGAGGGCGUUGCAGUCCGAGUGUAGCGGCCGAGGACGUCAAGGGUAGCACACACCGGAGUAAGGAAACGCCGAGAAGAGAUCCUGGCAGAGGAAGACCUGAACAGAACUGUUAACAUCUCUCGAAACUCGUUCACACGCAGAAGAAGAGAGUACGUCGAGUUUGGAUAUAGUGUAAUGGAACAUGAUAUGGAGAAUGUAUAUAACAAAUGUUAAUGUACAUGUGCAACGAGGAACAGCGAAUAAGUGACCUGUCUGGAUGGACAGACGACCCUGAGAUACUAGCUAAACAGCCGGUGGGGAUGCAGCGCUGGGGGCAACUGCAGGGAAGGUCCGAGGGGGAGCCGACGUUGAGUGAGAGAGUCGAGAGCAGCGGUUCGUUGCGGGAGAGGGGGAGGGGUGGGUCGGCGGUAGCGAGAGGAAGGGACACCGGCCGUCUUCGCCGGCACGCAGUUACGCCAUCUCCAUCUCCGCGCGCCAAAAGCGUCACGACAUUCAAACAAUUCUGUUCGUGUCAAGGGGCGUUACACGAGGCGAUUUAAGCCGCCAGACAGACGCCUAAAUUCCGGCCAAAGUGCGUGCGUGCACCCCGUAUGCGUGCGUACGCGCAAGGGGACCCCCCAGGCCUGACGUGCAAAAUGCACUCCGGUGUAGCAGAAAAGCUCCUUUCCUCGCACAGAUCGAGCACUGUUAGCCAGUCAGGUUACUAGCCCUGCACUAGCUCGCAAGUCAAACGGGCCAGCAAAUGUCUAGCCCUGGGCGACUAAAUGCUAUGGUGUGCCAUCUUUACAUUAUUGUGCAUAUGCACAAUGAUGUAAAGAUGGCAUACCAUUUCUGCUUUACCAACGAACAUCUUCAGCAAGUUCCUACUGUAAGUCACCCACUGUUUGCAAGACUGCGGGCGAACGAGACAACGUAUAGCAGUGAACAACGGCAGAAAAGGUUUCCAUUACUUCCUAGGAAGAAUAUCUCUAAGGGCUAUUACGCCUGCGUAAAGCAGGAACUGACGAAACUCCGAUCCCUUCCAUGUGUCCAAAUCAUCAAAAGACCUGACGCGCUGCGAAAAUUGAUACAGUAAGUGUGGAUUCAGGGCUCUUAAUGUAUCAUUUACUGUGCUUACUGCUGCCGUUGACAUCCUGAAGGCCUUUUCCCGUGGACUUUUCAGCCACAAGUUCGGGAACCUCAUGAUGCCUAGGUAUACUAGAUGUAGGGGAUCUAGAGUGAAGGAGCUAACCAUUCCUACAUUGCAUGCCAGCAGUGGCGGCACGCUAAUGCGAUGACAGUCAUCGGCAAUGAAUAAAAAAAUACUCAUCUGCCCUAGCACGCCGAGAUGCGCUGUCAUACACUACUUUGUCAACGUAUUCGUCCCCCUGCAUAGCAUCUUUCGCAGCCAUAACACGCAGUGACGUUUUUAAUUUGCUUUAUAAAGGCCCUGGCUGGGGCAUCAGAAAAUACAGCGCUCAAUUUGAAGUGCAGUGUUCGGUCAAUAUCAUCGACACGCAGACCCGACCUACCCAGAUAACAACUCCCCGGUCAGCGGUUCGCAAAACGACUGCACAUCCGAGGGCUUACCGAAGCCGCAACAAGUACCUACGACGAAUAUUUCAUUAAUAAAUGAUUCUUUUACUGAGCCUAAGAUAGGCCAAAAUUUACGCUUGCUUUUCUUAUGUACAGGUAGCCCCUCAAUAGCUAAAUAUGCAACUACCUCAUCGCCUGUUAUAUGCAUGGAAGAGACACGUAACUGGUCAGCUAACUGUUUUAGAAGUCCUAAAUGGACGUACUCAUCACUGCCCAUUGCCGUCACCGUCGCCCCAUUGCUUGGCCCACCCAGCAACGUUCGCGCGUCCGAGGUCAGAUCUGGGGACAGCCUUCCCAUAAUUUUGAGAAGACUGGUCAGAUGAACUAGCGGAAUGUAAGAACGUACUGCCCAUGGCUGCAGAUCCUCCUCCAUGGUGGUGCCUGACCCCUGAGAGGCCUCUAGAUGAUCGUCAUUACACUGAAUCCUUGUAGAUUCACCUAGCCUACCGUAUCAUGCCAUUUAAAGCAAACUGCCUUCUUCAUCAGUGGAGAAAGUUUCCGUGUAGCUGGAGCGACUUUAGGAUUAGAUAUCCCACGACGAUGACGCUGAGUCGGGCGGAUACAUUUACCUCGUAUUCUCUGUAAUUGCCUGAAAAUGUCCACGAAGAGCAUGCUCGGCACGUCUAUUGAGGCUUUUUUUCCAUAUUUUAUUAAAAAUUCCACGAUAUAAUAAUAAGACAGGGUUAUGGAAAAGGUGAAUCGGUGCAGCGUCAGUGGACGUUAGCGCAGUAACCGCCUGCGCGUAGCAGCGUGGGCGAACAGGAAAUGGCAUGACAGAGCGCUCGCGCGCAAGCAAGCGCGUCGUCCGAUCGAUUUGCCAAUAAUCGUGCGCCCAGUCAUCUGCGCCAUUAGCGACGCAAGGCCCAGGGCCCCGUGAACCAAUAAAUUUGCAGCAACGAGUGAAUGACGAGAUGUUAACUUAAAAUCGGCAUUAGGGAUUGGGAUAUAUCUGUCACAGACCAUAUGGGCUGAGGUCACCUUGCUCAAAAGCAGAAGCGGUCACGGCAGCGAACACACAACUGAUCCGAAAGGUACGAUUAGAUGUGGGAAAAUGGACUUAGAGACGUUCAGCCAGUGUGAUCCAGACCUUGAACGUAUGUUCAACAUGGGGUAGGUUUUGAUGCCUUUCGAGUGUUCAUUUGCGUAUUUUUGAGCUGUUGUUAGUGGCGCUGUGAUGGAUAUGAAGGUGUCUGACAAGACCAAUGCGAACUUUGGUCUCGCAUUAUCAGAUGGACACACAGGAUGGGCUAAUCUCAUCCAUUGAUUUUCAGUAUCUAGUUUUCUCAUUAUAGACCUACCCUUUGACUUCCUCUAUUACAUCGUCUCCGGAGAUUCCUGUAUCACCCCUUCAAUCAGUCCACCACUACUGCGCACCCUGGGCGAAGGGCACCAAUACAUUUUUUCAAUUCCUGUACAUCUGACUAAGUCUUCCGGGAAGUCUUUGUAACCUCGCUUUCUGUCCUCGUCGUUGGGUCUCUGUAACGACGUGGUUUCGGCAGACGCUCACCCGACGUCAUUGCAGCGUUGCCGCACAACGGAGGCCGAAUAUGCUUUCAAAUUAUAAAGAUGCUGGACAUAUCGGCUGAUUCCAGGGCACGGGUGCCAGAGAUGCGUUUCAGCUUGGUUUGAUAGAUUAUCCAGACCUUCGUGCCGCAAAGGAGCCGUCAAGAUGACACCUGUAUAUCUUCAGCUUCUUCUGGAAGAGUAUGCCACAACAAUUUCACACUAAGAUGUGAGGUCUGCCGAAGGCUUGAACGAAUUUAGAUAUCCAAGCAGUAAUCGCAUCUCAAUUUUCGGAGCUUCUCGAGGGCUGGCUCACGAUGUAUAAUAAUUAGUUCUCAGUCGUAAGGCGACCGUAAUUAGCGGCUUUCGAUGGUUUUAUGUAUUUUUCUGUAUGUGCCGGUUGACGCCUGCUGACAUUUCCCGCGCAGUUGGUUAAUUCAAAGUUGGAAUUCCCGAUGAGAAUAAAUGCAGACUUUGUUGCAUGUUCGUUCGAGUUUGGGUCAAAGAAAUCAGUUAUACUAUUUUUGGUGAUCCGUGUGAAGACGUGCACUGAGCAAGUUGCAAAUUUGUUUCUAUUAGUUUGAUAUUUGAUGCCAAUUUUCCGGACUCUUCUCAUUCUAGAUAUUUGUAACUUGCAGAGAAUAUGAGACUGCUGAGGGUUAGGGGCGAAUUCACAACCCUGCCUCACCUCAUUUUUUAACUGAAAAGGCUUCAGCGGUUGGUCCCUUGUCCGUGACGUGCCAUUUUGCCGUCAUGCAAUUGCCUACGUUGUAUCGGACCGAAUCGCCGGCCACCAGAAUUGUCUUCCCUUUUGGUCGGUUGGCCACAUGCGUAUCCAAAGGAGUCGUUAUGCGACUGCCCACAAGGGCUGUACAUUGAGUCCCAAGGCACAACGGGACGAGUAUGUCCCGCAACCCGAUCGGUAAACGUACCUCAGGCAUAAAAGAGAAUAAACAUUCCGAACUGUCAGAAUGCCCAACUUCAAUCCGGACGCCUACAAAAGGGGAUAGGUAUUGUUUGUAGUGGGUGGGUCUCAAUUGCGCGUUACGUCCAGCAGCUGCGGUCGCCUGUGUGACGACUUGAACCAGCGUUUCUAGGACGGUACUAUCUUCCUUAGCGUAUCCCCUAAUAUGACCACUUAGGCACCCCAAGCGAGCGUUGUAUCCCAGUACGGCUUACGUCUAUGUAUGGUGAGAAAACGACUCGACCAGCCUGGACCACCUGUGGAAUUGGGCAUGCCUCUCCAACGGAUUUUGGUAGUUGAGAGGAAAUAGUUGAUGUUGGAGGUGAUUUGGUAGUAAAGACGAUCUCUACCCGAAUCGGUUUGUAGUAAGGAGAAUUUGAUACACAUAUUCCUAACUAUUAACAGCUAUUUAUGACUCAGUGGAAAAACCCCGUUAAAUGGGCUGGUUAGGGGACCAAAGGCAGUGGCAGGCCGCAAAAUGGCUGAUUUUUCCUUCCUGACCCAACCGGACUAUACAGCGGGUGAGGCGGCAUACUCUCCACUGCUACCUGGCCUAGCUUGCUGUUCGAAGCUGUUGCCAAUGUGGGGCCACUUAACUGACCAUAACUUCGGGAACCCACAGACGAGUCAGACUCCAAGGAACAGUGUGAACGGUGUCAGUCCAAAAAAGUGGCCCGAGGUAUCGCAUAUACCUUAGGUUGAAAAGGUACUAAAUGGACGAGUGUCGUUGGUUUAUAGAGUAGGUUUACACAUAGUAAUUUGGAGGAUGUGUAAAGCAUUAUCUAAAUAAGGACGGCAAAAUCAUCCACGAGUGAUUAUCCGACGCUGCGAUUUCGAUACAACUGUCAGAAUGGUUCUGAGGACAAAAGGAACUGAUGGACGUUAACAAAAAGUGGAAUUUUCACUAGCUUUAUGAGCACCACUUCUGACGAUGCUCCUAUACAUCGUCUAUGACGACGCCAAAAUCAUGGGCCAUCAGGGCACUGUUGGGGCCUGCCUUGCUGGAGUAGGUCCGUCAAGGCACCGAGGCAGUCUGUUGAACUGUAGUCGCUAGCCGUGCAAGUGGAGACAAAAAUCAUAUUUAAUUGCGUCCUCUGCGAGUUUAUUCAGUGCUCAUAAUACAACAAUUCCAGGGGCCAACUUAUUUUUAUUUCGAACAUCCAAAGUCCGAAAAGCGUCUCCUUGCAAAAAAUAAACAAUCAACUGCUCAGCGAACAGUUUUCAGCAAACUUCUUGGACAGACCGAAUAUUUUGCCCAUUACCUUUCUGUUUUCUUAGAUGACGCGAUAAUUGUUCACCCAGCUUGCCUGCUGGUCACUCGUCACUGUUUCUGCAGCAAUAUCAGAAAUCGGUAUGAACGGUUACACUUAUUGUUUAUCUUUAAUAAGAUGACUGAAGACUUGUACAACCGCCUUUGUGUUGAAUGCUAACCGGCGGUUGUUCGCAGUACUUUGUUUCAAUUCUUAGCUGUUCUGCGUUAAUCAACGUGUUUUUUCUCAAAAUGCUGUAAAAGUCUGAUCUAAGAGGACGUGUAAUUAGGACUUGGGUGAAAAAAAGGCAAGCUAGCAUGUUCAUCCACGUGUUCUUUUUCCUGUAAGUAAAUUCGCCAUGCAUAACUCAUCUUGAUGCCUCUUUGCUCUUAGUUUCGAUUUAUUGGCACUGUGCAUGCAAUACCGAAAGUUAUGGAUAAUCGAUUAAGGAAUAUAAUAUUCGGAAGUUUCAAAGCUUCUAAUGCAUUUUGACUCUGGCGCUCAUGGAUCCAUUCGUGCAAUCUGUUUUUCGACUGCAGUAAAUAUGUGACAAGUAAACCCUAAACUAUUGUGUAAGAGUUAACGGAAGAUCUUGGCUUCGUUGUCCAACUUGUCACCGUGUAUACGGGUGCCAUUUUCACCAUCUUUAUCUACUACCGGUCUGAAACUAGCUGCAGCUGUCCCAGUUAUCCAUUAUCAAACCAUCUAUCUGCACCUGAAUACCUCCCAAGGUGGUCUUCUUCCCCAGAAACGUCUUUCGUUAUCUCAUCUUGUAUGUAAGAAACUACGUCAGUUUUUUUCUAUCUAGCUUCAUGAAGUCGUCAACAUCCCCAGUUAGACCAUUCCGGGUUUCUGCAGUGGCUCCGUCUACUACCGCAAACCAUGGGUCAAAUAUCUUCGGAUCAUCAAUACUCCGACCCUCAGUGCUGUCAGGCAAAGUAACCACUACAGUGGACAAUUUUUCUUCCAAACCGCCGCCUCCUGUCUCUAAGGCACAGUCGCCACCUGCCACAAAGCCCAGUCUCCCCCCUCCGGUUUUUCCAUCGACUGCUCCUCCCAUCUCGGUUGCACCUUCCAACUCCGAGUAUAUUUUCGGGCAAAAUAUGCUUUCACGUGUGGUUAAUGCUGCUCAGAGUUCAUCCAGCUCAUCCACUCUCUGGCAAACCGCUAGCUCAGCCUCAGAAACCCCCGCUGAUAAGGAAACGGAGUCUCCAAAUCCUCAAAUACAGUCCUCUUCUGUGUUUACCGUUCUUGCCAAGGCCGUUGCUUCGAACAACUCGACCACUGCUGCAGCCAUAGCCUCUAAUCAUCCCGUUGAAUUGAAGGAAUCAGCUAGUGAAUUGGCACGCAAGCGCAACCUUGCUCAGAUAAAGCUCAUCGAAGCUCCCAGUAUGACCGGUGAGGAGGGUGAACGCAUUGUCCUUCAGCUCUCCUGCAGUGCCUACGUCUUUAAUACCGAAUCCCGGCAGUGGACGAGUCUGGGCCAGAGCUACCUCCAUCUUAAUGAUGAACUUUCUGAUGACCGAAAGUCUGUCACCAGCUCCCGGUUUAUCCUGCGUCUACAGUCGACACGUCGUGUCCUUGUUAACACUCGAAUAUGGCCUGAAAUGCCACUAUCCACAGCCGAAGCAAAGGGGGUCCGACUGGGUGCCUUGGACGUCGAUGGGACAUCUAUACGCACUUACCUGCUGCGCUUCCCGGCUGCUCAGAAUGCCUCCAGGUUGUACGAGGCUCUGCUUUCACGCAAGCAGGAAAGUGCUUCCACUCAAAUAAAACGACAGCGUCUCUCGGGGGACCCUGGUGACGCUCCCCCGCACUUGCCCUCUUCAACAGCUCCCACCACUGCCACGACCAAACUUGCUGGCGAGGUUGCUAUUACCGUUGGUGCGCAACGCAAUGAAACUAUUCCCACCCGUUCCCAGUCUCCCAACCCCGAUCCCAAGACUGUUCAGGCGUCCCCCGGCAAGUCGCUCAUCAACGGGACGCCAUCUGCCGGUAGUAGUAUCCCGGUAUUAAACCUGAAAUGUUUGGCCCUCGUUUGUGACGACCCUGGGAGCUCGACCGUUUCCGCCUGUGUGAGCAUCACAGACUACGCCAACGGUAAUCAGUCGGUGUUUGAAAUCAGACCCUCCACUGACUCUGCUGACACAUCUGCCGCCUCAUUGCUCACGGUGACUGUUGGUUUUCGCCUGGCAUUCUGCUUCUCUGACGAGCGCAGUUUGCGUCUUUUUGUCACUGCACCGACAACAACCGCAUCAGAUCUAUCCGCAGCUGCCGGUAAUGCGGAGGGCCCGCUGGAGCAGUCAUCAUUGCCUCGUGUAAACUCAUUCGUUGUUCGGCUGGAUACACGACAAGAGGCGGAGCGUUUGUUUCGCUGUCUGUUGCUCCGCAUCAAUCGUCUCUUCAUGGAAAACCAAUCAGCGCUGCCAUCUGCAAUCACCAGUGCAAAUUCUUCCAAUGUAGUCCGUGAAUCCAUGACAGGUGUGUCGCGUCAUUUUACCAAUAGCAAUACUUUCAUCUUUCCGUCAACUGUUUUUGGGUUGAUUGUAAGACGCCCGAGACGAGUUCAGUAUGCGGAACCUCAUUCAGAAGGCACUAAAGCCGUCGGUGAAUCCCCGCACUGAUAAUCCACCUGAAUGGGACAUAGUUUCCGGUCUUGGCAACAGUAUUUGGAGUUCCGAAACAAACAGGUUGGCGCGCCUGCAAGUGACAAUACAUUGGUUGGAUUGAAGUGGCGCUACGUUUUUUGAUACUAACUCUUUCAAGAACUGAUUUGACCGGCCGACCUGUGUAUAACACACCAGGACGGUUCGGUUAACGCGCAUUAUAGACCGUCCAAAAUCGGGGAAAUAUUAAUAGGGUUAGCCGUCUCCCCAGUCUCACAUUAACUUUGAGUGGAGGCUCCAGGCCUUAAGGUGGUGACUGCGAGUGAAACUGCGUUUGAUGUUUCGCUGUGUUUGCUCUAUCAUCUGACCGCUUACUGUCCACAACUCUUUUCUUGCCUUUCAGAUUCGAGUGCUUGUCAGGAUGAGAACUGCAAUUCAGUGUCCUUGGGCUAA
This is a messenger RNA of Spirometra erinaceieuropaei, 12204 nucleotides long. The record is from the annotation of a GenBank genome assembly. Lineage: Eukaryota; Metazoa; Platyhelminthes; Cestoda; Diphyllobothriidea; Diphyllobothriidae.